CGCCUCUCCUGACGGGAGGGGUGGGACGUGCACCACGUGCCUGGCUUUGGAUCACUGGCAACCGGUAGUGCAGAAGUUUACAUAUCGAAACGUGACGUCAGGAAAACAACAACAAAUCUCUCGUUGAUAAGGAUUCGCUUCUCAUGAGGAAAUAUGAGAUGAAAUUACUAUCGAACUGGCUGCGUUGGUUGUGGGUUGCCUGCAAUGUGGGAAAAAGUCUUCAAGAAGUGAGCACAUAGAAAAAAAAACCAAGUAAAUGGACGGUUUCUGGUGACUUUAUUUGUAGCAAGUGAAUUGUUCACUUGGUUGCUUAGUUGCUUAAUCGACGGGCACAAUUUUUAACAUAAUCUUCGCGAGUGAUACAACAAGAAUCUUGAAGAUGAUCUUACAACUUAAUGAGAUGACAAAUUAUUCUGGAAGCAUUGUGAAGUCUAACUAUCCUGCUACCAAUGUGAUGACAAGCUAUUCUGUGAUAUUCUGACAAAUCGUGGCCUGACUUUGAUGGAGGAAGUGUGUUGCUGGAGUUUCUCGUUGCAAACGUGAUUUACGUAUAAGACAUCAUAAUGGCGACAUAGUCAUUGCACCAACAGCAAAAACAUUUUGCAAAAUGGUGAGCCGUGCGUCCCCGUCGCCAAAUGGACAAUGCCGACGUCACCAACGACAAAACCAGUUGCUUCAUUAGGAUCAUAACCACAGCUGUUAGAGUAAUAUAUUGGCACAAGUCUGGAGUACAUCUGGGAAUGAACUAUGGAUUCAGACUACGCUACUGACAUGAGUGUCGAGGCUGCUGCUGCUGCUGCUGGACUAGAGAGUCUGAUGAACUCGUCCUCAAUGUUCGACUGUGUCAGUGAGGACGAGAGGGUGGAUGUCAAUCAGGUCAUAUCCUACGUCGCCUCCAAGUCCUCCGCCUGGCUGAACGCCAGCAACUGUUCCCUACCUCCCGGGGUCAACUCGCUGGCUGACCUGCGUGACUCCGGGGGCAAGCCGGCUGUCUUCGUGGUCGGCCGUCUCUUCUACGGAUUUACACCCAUGGUCCUGCUGGUCGGCCUCAUCGGCAACACUCUGUCUCUCUGCGUCUUCGUCUCCAGGAACAUGAGGUCCCUCUCGGCUUCCACAUACUUGGCGGCCCUCUCCACCGCUGACCUUACAGCCCUCGUCUUCUACGUGCUGGUGGAGUGGCUCAUCCGGGGACUGCCAGGCAUUGCAGGGGAGGAAGAAGACAAUACCAGCCUGAUGGCCACUAAUGGGUCGUGCCAGAUGGUGAUGUACUUGCAUUACGUGUCAAGGUUCCUCUCCGCAUGGAUCGUGGUGGCCUUCACCGUCGAAAGGUACAUCGGCGUCUGUCAUCCGCUCCGGCGCCGCGACAUCUGCACGACGUCGUCGACGCGGCGCCUGGUGGUGGGGCUGAUCGUGGUGUCGUUCCUGGUCAACGUGUACAAGCCGCUGUUGUCGCAGGUGCAUCACGUGCCAGGUGUGGGCAUGCUGUGCACCUCCCACCAGGACCACCGCUUCCUAACCUUCGUGCUGGACUCCACCUACGCGGUGAUGAUCACGUUUGUUCCCUUCGUCAUCAUCACCGUCUUCAACCUGCUCAUCAUCCGCAAGCUCUUACGUCACAACAGGAAACGUCGCAAGGUGCGCGUGGUGACAGAGGAAAGCGUCAUCCGCCUGGAGUUCACCCUCAUCCUCCUCGUCGUUAGCUUCUGCUUCAUCGCCCUCAACGUCCCGUACUUCGCCACGUGGCUCAAGGUGUUCCUGGCGUCGCACUACAUCAGCGUCUCCUCCUUCGCGCGGCCCGCCGACCUCGACUACUUCCGGGGCGUGGCCCUCAUCACGCGCGCCAUCUUCUACGUCAACUACUGCAUCAACUUCUUCCUGUACUCCAUCACGGGGGCCUACUUCCGGCGCGAGCUGCGCAUGCUGUUCGUGCUGCGGCAGCAGAAAUACAAAGUGGAGACGGCCUUGCUAACACCUCGGCGAUACAGAGCCUACUCGUCACAGGUAGUUAACUCCAGGUAUCACGUGCCUGUCCUAGACUGUCAGGUGUCACUCACUCAGGAGUCGAAAUUCCACUGAUGUCAUGACAGUUUAUGGUGUGACACUGUCGAACUGUCGAACUGUAGAAAGGAGACGGAAACGUUUCGUCGUCUGUCUCUUGUGUACUGCGGAGACUUUUUGUUUUCUUGGAGGAGGGGAGGGAACUUUGAAGGGCAGAACACUCUGGAGACAAAGGUGUAAAGGUGUUUAGUUCUCGAAAUUCGUUUGAAGUCUGGCAUUCGGUAAAUGUCAAGGGCUUGUGCUGGAGAGGUGCGUGUGCAAUGGCUCGGGUACCAGGAAUGUGGUUUAUUACAACUGUUGAACACAGGAUUGCGGUUUAUUACAACUGUUGAACACAGGAAUGUGGUUUAUUACAACUGUUGAACACAGGAUUGCGGUUUAUUACAACUGUUGAACGCAAGAAUGUGGUUUAUUACAACUGUUGAACACAGGAAUGCGGUUUAUUACAACUGUUGAACACAAGAAUGUGGUUUAUUACAACUGUUGAACACAGGAUUGCGGUUUAUUACAACUGUUGAACACAGGAAUGUGGUUUAUUACAACUGUUGAACACAAGAAUGCGGUUUAUUACAACUGUUGAACACGGUAAUGCGGUUUAUUACAAAUGUUGAACAUCGCGUGUGAUGCUGACUAACGGUUUGAGGAUGUGAUGACAUGUUUCUCGUCAACAGUUUCUAGCGGGUCAUCGCAACAAGUUUAUUUUACGAGAAAAGUGUGUGAGGGACACGGAAAAAGAGAAAAAGAGAAUAAGUCCUGACAAAGGAAAAUGUUUUCCUAGUUUGUGUAUACAUUUAUGUCAAAGAAGUGUAUGUGUGUGUGAGUGUGCACGCUGUGUGUGUGUUGAUGCUCAUGUGUGUCUGACAGCUUAGCAUCCAAGACUGCAUCUUUUUCAUCAAAUUUCAUUCAAGUUUUCGGUAUAAGGCCAUACAUUUUUUAUACCUAUUUUUAGAUGUGCAUAUAAAUAACUGAUUAUGUAUGCGCGCCUCAAGAGAGACUGUUAAAGUUGCUUAUGUGUUUGUGUGUGUGUGUGUGAGAUGAAGUGUGUAACAUUGAUGCCUGUCAUGAUUUUUGUAACUGUCACACAGCUUAUGGAAAUACGCCAUUGACUUAAUGUCAUGCGAUAUGGAAUGUUGACUUAAAAUUCAGAGCUGUCCGCUCGUUUUGUGUUUUAUACACAACUCGGCCAUUUCAGAGGACCAUGACAGAUUGCCUAUUCAGUCAACAUGUUUCAUUACCCGCUAAGUUUUCAGUUAAGAACAAACAGGGUUUGAAGUUAUUCAACCGUCGCGGUUUCUUUCUUAAGUCGGUCAGGCAUAGCUGAGGUUUAGUAGACCUUGCUAAUGUCCCUAGGUAGCGAUUUAUUAGCGAUUAUUAUUAUUGUGUGACUUUCUAUUAGGCAUGAUCAUUACACUCAUGAACUAGCCUGCUUUCAGCGCUGGACUCAAAAACAAAACAUGAAGGACGGAAGGAUAAACUACCGUGCAAGUAAUACAAGAGAAACAUAGAAAAUGCAAAGAGGAAUCAGGGAAACACACAGAAAGACCUGAAAGUCUGCCAAGUUAGUUUUAAAACUUGCAUGGAGCAUAAUUCUGACAAACCAAUAAUGCCUUGGGCUGACAAAAAGAUCUGUGCUUGAACAAAAGUAUGGACAUGACAAGUGUAGAUGGCUAAAAAAAAAAAUUAAAAACAAUAACCGGCACAGGACAUGACAGGUGUAUACUUGCAUAUGUAUACUUGCAGACUGUAGUUUAACUCGUGACACAGAUCGAGCUGGUCUGUCGACUGGUGGUGAUCUGUUGUCACUCUUUGGCGUGCAUGUCACCCUCCUCACUCACUGUGAUCACCACAUUACCUACCCAAGCAACUUUGUUACCGUAGUUGUCAAUUUGACAAGAUCACUAGUCAGUAAUUUCGCUCUCAUUGAAUAUAAAAAAGUCCUUUUCUGUUUUCAUAAAUAAUCGUUUUUCAUAAAUGCCAUUUGACAUUGUUCUGACAAGAGAGAAAGUCCGGCUUACACGGUUUUAUUUUAAAAAUUUGAAACAAAGUAUUUUGAGAAAGUUUCAUAACUAAGUAGAGUUGUCUUAUUAGGGUUUAGAAUUAUAAAUUCGUUGUGCAAAUGACCAGUAAGUUUUUUUAAUAUCAGACAAGUUCAAAGUUGCUAGCAACCUCUUGACAAAACAGGAUUCUUUUCUAAAAUCCAUUUUAACUUCGUUAUAAAUUUCUCUCAAAAAACCUGUUAUUGCCUUUCUAAGAAUGGUCUAAACUCUAACUACUGACACGUGUACAACCUGAGCCACUGUGAUGUUUAGGUUUAUACCAAUGAACUCUGGACUGAGGCCUUUAAAAAAUAUCUUGGUCUCUUUGCAUGACGAAGAUUAAAGCUGUAAUGUUCAACUGACUAGAACUCAGAUUUCAAUAGAAGGUAUAUUAUUGUGAAUCAAUAUAUAAAAAUAAUUUUGCACUUGAACAUUUAUGCGCAAAAGCAAUUGCAUCUGAAUGGAUAGUCAGUCUAGAAAAAACUUAAACUCAGCAUUGCGAACUUUGUCAGAAAUGUAAAGUACACUCGAGUACAUGGACAAACACACAAACAUACAAAUAUACAAUCAUGCACUCCAGCGUGCAUGCUCUGGUUUUAGUUUGGUGCCUUUGUACAUGCGUGUACAUACGUUAUACAUGCGCGCGCAUGGAAUCAAUAUCAUGUUCAUUAUUGUUAUUCUUUGCACUUCCUGCUCGUUGCAUCUCUUGUACAGACAUCAAGUUUGUUUCUCUUACAGAAUGUUUUCGGGAGAAAAAAUGCACAUUUUAACUAUUCAUUCCAUUGGUCUGUAACCAACUCUUUGUUCAGUCAGUUUUUAAGCUCUACAAACCAUUUAUAUAUGUUUUUGAGUGACAGUCUAUACCAUAUACUCUAAACAUAUUUUUUGUUGUAUUGAAGGCGUGUCCGUAUCGCACGUGACAUCUGUACAUCAGAUGAAUGUUCAGUCAGUUCUCUUCAGACCCACCAUCCACGUACUUUGUUUGAAUGUUCAUUGAAAACACUGUUCUGUAGCUAUGACCGAUGCUGCCCCUGCAGUUGUCAAUAAAAACAAUG
Messenger RNA from Pomacea canaliculata, 5149 nucleotides. Its product is annotated as probable G-protein coupled receptor 139. Gene Ontology annotation, biological process: G protein-coupled receptor signaling pathway. NCBI's taxonomy places the organism in Eukaryota, Metazoa, Mollusca, Gastropoda, Architaenioglossa, Ampullariidae. The record is from RefSeq and is a predicted model, not a curated record. Gene Ontology annotation, cellular component: plasma membrane. Gene Ontology annotation, molecular function: G protein-coupled receptor activity.